This is a messenger RNA of Astyanax mexicanus (Mexican tetra), 2050 nucleotides long. RefSeq names its product nuclear receptor subfamily 5, group A, member 1a (gene nr5a1a). The transcript has 8 exons. Gene Ontology annotation, molecular function: RNA polymerase II cis-regulatory region sequence-specific DNA binding; nuclear receptor activity; zinc ion binding. Bases 208 to 1665 code for a protein of 485 amino acids. Gene Ontology annotation, biological process: hormone-mediated signaling pathway; tissue development; regulation of transcription by RNA polymerase II. NCBI's taxonomy places the organism in Eukaryota, Metazoa, Chordata, Actinopteri, Characiformes, Acestrorhamphidae. Gene Ontology annotation, cellular component: RNA polymerase II transcription regulator complex. The record is from RefSeq and is a predicted model, not a curated record.
GGCUGUCACAUGAGGGUGAUAAUCCAAUGAAGAGGCGUCCAGCUCCUCUGCCAGACAUAAGAAGACUGAGUUACACUUACAAGGCAAGAUGGGAGCGCACUAGCCGCAGGUCUGUAGAGCUGCACGCGGGUUCUGCACGCGCCUUCCUUACGCUUUAGAGGCUUUUAACAGAAAAUCGUAAAAAGAAGAGAAGAAAAGAAGAGACAGAUGCUGGAGGCAGAAAAUAAAGUGUGUGAAGACCUACUGAAGGGGAUGGAGUUCCCAAACUCAGAUGACUUUGAGGAGCUUUGUCCUGUGUGUGGAGACAAGGUGUCCGGCUACCAUUAUGGUCUCCUGACCUGCGAGAGCUGCAAGGGGUUCUUUAAGAGGACAGUCCAGAACAAUAAGAGAUACACCUGCAGUCAAAAUCAGGACUGUGGGAUUGAUAAGACACAGAGAAAAAGAUGCCCCUACUGCCGCUUCCAGAAGUGUCUCAGUGUGGGCAUGAGACUAGAGGCGGUCCGAGCUGACCGUAUGAGGGGAGGCAGGAACAAGUUUGGCCCCAUGUAUAAGCGAGACCGCGCCCUAAAGCAACAAAAAAGAGCUCUCAUCCGAGCCAGUGGUUUUAAACUGGAGACCAACCCUCCCCUCGUGCCGUCAGCCCAAGUAGACUACCCCUUCCCCGGCUCGCUCCCCAGCCUCAUCCCCCCAACCCUCGGACCACCAGACUAUGACUGCCCCCCACUCUGCCCGCCUGCCCUAGGGGUGACCUUGCAGAGCUAUGGCUCUUUCCCGGCCCAGUACCAGUACACCACUCCCACUCUGCCUGGGAGGUCCAUCAAAGCCGAACACCCGGACGCCUAUUCCAGUUCCCCUGACUCGUCUUUGGGAUACCCCUACCCCGAGGGCUGCCUUCCCGCUUCCCCUCAGACGAGUCCCCUGAACCCGACGGUAUCGUCGCUGGUGCUGGAGCUGCUAAACUGUGAGCCAGAUGAGGAGCAGGUAAGAGGGAAAAUUUGCGCUUACCUGCAUCAGGAGCAGAGUGGGCGUGGUAAACUGGACAAACCCCGCCCCUUCAACUUGCUGUGCAUGAUGGCAGACCAGACACUGUUCUCCAUUGUUGAAUGGGCAAGAAGCUGCAUAUUCUUCAAGGAGCUAAAGGUGGGUGACCAGAUGCGGCUGCUACACAACUGCUGGAGUGAGCUUCUGCUUCUCGACCACAUCUUCAGACAAGUGCAUCAUGGAAGAGAGAGUUCUCUGCUCCUCAUCACCGGCCAAGAGGUGGAGUUGGCUGGUGUUGCAACAGAGUCAGGACUCACCCUGUCCGGCCUGGUGCAGCGGGGGCAGGAACUUUCUCGCCGGCUGCAGCUGCUGCAGGUAGACCGCCAAGAGAUGGCCUGCCUGAAAUUCCUCGUCCUCUUCAACCACAAUGUGAAGCUGCUGGAGAACCAGGUGUUUGUGGAGAGUGUGCACGAGCAGGUAAACAGCACUUUGCUGGAAUACACACUCAACUCAUACCCGCAGCAUCUGGACCGCUUUAGCCAGCUGCUGCUGCAUCUGCCCGAGCUGCACGCUCUCAGCAGCCAGGCUGAGGACUACCUGAGCUCCAAACAUCUGAGCGGAGAAGUUCCCUGCAACAGCCUGCUCAUAGAGAUGCUCCACGCCAAGAGAGCCACUGCCAUGUGAAGACAGGUCUGUGUGAGGACACCGAACACUACGGAGUAUUUCUAUUAAGUGCUAUUAACACUGUCAUUUGUGCGUUGUAUGUGGCAAGAUCUUGUUUUCCAGUUCCAGAAAUGAAGAUGACAAUCACUAUAUACGUAUAUAUAUAUAUAAAUAUAAUAGCCACUGUGAGCUCAUUCUUUCAGUAUUGUAUGACUUGCAUCGCUACGACAUGCUGUUGGACAAGUUGGACGACGUUUUUCACACUGGACAGGCAUUUACGAUUGAACUGUUCUGGCACUAAAGGGCCCAUAUCCUGCAAACAGUUAUUCGUUUCAUGAGCUGUGAAAAUCAAGCAAAACAAUGAAUGCUAAAAAGUUGCUAAAAACUAAACUGCUAAAACAGCCUA